Molecule: messenger RNA, 2826 nt
Organism: Rasamsonia emersonii CBS 393.64
Lineage: Eukaryota; Fungi; Ascomycota; Eurotiomycetes; Eurotiales; Trichocomaceae
Product: Non-specific serine/threonine protein kinase
Exons: 2
Coding region: 1-2826 (941 amino acids)
Biological process (GO): autophagy; peptidyl-serine phosphorylation; protein autophosphorylation
Cellular component (GO): autophagosome; cytoplasm
Molecular function (GO): ATP binding; protein serine/threonine kinase activity
Source: RefSeq, a predicted model, not a curated record
AUGGCCGCUCAGCGUCCCCCGUCGUCGGCCUCGAGGCGCGCCCGCGAGGGCUCCCAUAACGAGGUCCCCAUAGGCCGCUACUUGAGGUUGGACGAGAUUGGACGAGGCAGUUUUGCGACGGUCUAUCAGGGCAUCCAUUCUAAACAUCGCUCCUACGUCGCCAUCAAGUCGGUCAACCUGUCGAAACUCAACAAGAAGCUCAAAGAUAAUCUGUCCUCGGAGAUCGACAUUCUCAAGGGCCUCCACCACCCCCACAUCGUCGCUCUUAUCGAUUGCCAUGAGUCCACCUCGCACAUCCAUCUGGUCAUGGAAUACUGCGCCCUGGGAGACCUGUCCCUCUUCAUCAAGAGGCGGGAAACGCUGGGGAACCAUCGCUACACCCGCGAUAUGAUAGCCAAGUACCCCAAUCCUCGAGUUGGUGCUCUCAAUGAGGUCAUCGUCCGACACUUCCUCAAGCAAUUGUCCAGUGCCCUCAAGUUCCUCCGGGAUCGGAAUCUGAUCCAUCGGGACAUCAAACCUCAGAAUCUUCUUCUGUGUCCCUCCCCAGCCUCAUACCGCAAUGGCAUCGCUCAAAUCAUCCCCUUCAAAGGAAGCGAGGACUCUUUUACCCCCUUGGCGGGGCUGGAUUCCCUGCCCAUGCUCAAGAUUGCCGACUUUGGCUUUGCUCGUUCCUUGCCGUCGACGUCGUUGGCCGAAACACUCUGCGGCUCGCCGCUCUAUAUGGCUCCCGAGAUUCUACGAUAUGAGAAAUACGAUGCUAAGGCGGAUCUCUGGUCGGUGGGAACGGUCCUGUACGAGAUGGUGGUCGGGAAGCCGCCCUUUAGGGCGUCCAAUCACGUCGAACUCCUUCGCAAGAUCGAAAAAGGUGAAGACAAGAUCCGGUUUCCGGAGGAGAUUGAAGCGUCCGAUGAUAUCAAGAAACUCAUCAAGGGCCUUCUCAAACGGAACCCCGUGGAGAGAAUGACUUUCAAGGACUUCUUUGAGAGCCCCGUCAUCAAAGAUGAAAUUCCGGGACUGGUCGGUGACGAUCUCCCUGUGACUCGUCGCCAUCCUUCGGCGGAUGUCGAAGCGGCCGGUCCCAAUCAGACCCGUCCGGAUUCCCGAGAAUCGAGGCCGCGGUCCGUACGUGAUGGAGGAGCAUUCGAGGAAGUCAAAGAGCCACCUGUUGCUGGCCGUGAGCGUUCUCCUGCGGUCCCGCAGCAGCCGGUUCCUACCCGUCUCGACUCACCGAAAGCGGAUGCCAUGCGGCGGAUUGGAAGUGGCGAUAAGCUGGCAGCCAGGGGUGAUGACCUGCAACGCGCUGCUGUCACGGCUCGACAAACACCUCCAGGACGGCAAGAAUCGGUGGAUCGCAACCCCACGCCCCCGGCGGCCGCAGAGCGCAAGAAAGGCCGUGUUCCCGCCACUCCGGAGGCCUCGCCAACGGCCGAUCAGGAGGCGCGGGCAAGGGAGGAGCGGGAACGGGCGGCUCAGGACGUCGCCUUCGAGCGCGACUACGUGGUCGUGGAGAAGCGUGCAGUUGAAGUCAACGCGUUUGCCGAUGAGCUCGCCAACAGCCCGCGUAUUCGGGCCGGCGUCUCUAACCAGGGUACACCCCGGCAAGCGGGAGCCCUUACGCGGCGGGCUACGGUGCAGAAUGUGUCAACGGCAGCAGGCAACCACCAGACUUCGUCUCCGAAGGCCGCGCAGACGACCGGCGGACGCCCCCGAGCCGACUCGCAUCACCGCCAAGGUUCCUACGAACGUCGAUACGGUCAGAGCCCGUCAUCCGCAACUUCUGCGAUUUCCAAGGCGUUGAAUAUGGCGAGUGGUCGGCUCUUCGGCGUUGGCUUCUCCCCUCCUCUCACUCUCGGCAAGGGCGGCCGUUCCCCGCCUUUGGCGUAUAAUCCGUACCCUGCCUAUCCGACGGCUCAACAGAGCCUCGUACUCGCGGGCGAUGGCCAGAAAGGCAAUGCUGCUGUGGACGAAGAUACCAAGGUCGUCCAGUCCAUCGAGGAAUGUGCAACUCGUAGCGACGUCGUCUACGGGUUUGCGGAAGUCAAGUACAAGCAGCUCAUUCCUCUCACUCCGUCUGUGCAGACCGAUACACCGGACAAGCCUGCCACGGGAGACCGAGGUUUUGCGGAGACGGACGAUGGCGAGCUGACGCCCGAUGCGAUUGUCACCUUGUCGGAAGAGGCUUUGGUGCUCUACGUCAAGGCCCUGUCCUUGCUGGCGAAAUCAAUGGACAUUGCCGGCGCGUGGUGGGCGCGCAAGAACCGUGGCGAUGGUCUCGCCGAGGGGAAGGAAGGCAUGUCUGCGACGAGUGCCUUGGUGGGCACUCGCAUCAACAAUGUCGUCCAAUGGGUCCGCAGCCGAUUCAACGAAGUGCUGGAGAAGGCUGAAUUUGUUCGCUUGAAGCUGAUUGAAGCUCAAAAGCGACUUCCGCCCGACCACCCCAGUCAUCCCAACAACCACCCCACCGACACGACCUCUGUAGGAGGACUGGGCACCUCGGCGGAUAAUGUUGUGGUCAGCUCUGGGGUUACGGCGGAAAAGCUGAUGUACGACCGAGCGCUCGAGAUGAGCCGGGCCGCUGCCAUCAACGAGCUCACUGGGGAAGACCUUCCGGGCUGUGAGAUUGCAUACGUGACCGCUAUCCGGAUGCUCGAGGCUGUUUUGGAGACGGACGAAUUGCCUCGGUCCGGCAAGGGCGGCGAGAAAGGGGCUGAUGCAGACAAGGUGGUUCUUGAUGGAGUGCAGGUCGAGGAUCGCAAGGUGGUCAUGAAACGUAAGUAUUUCUGCCGAUCCAGUCCGUUUGUGGGGAUCCGGGACGAGGAAAUUUGA